GCAGAAUGCAGAGAAAGAACUUCACAGAAGUGACAGAAUUCAUCUUCUUGGGAUUCUCUAGUUUGGGAAAGCAUCAGAUAACCAUCUCUGGGGUUUUCCUAACUGUCUGCAUUUUAACUCUGGCUGGUAACAUCAUCAUUGUGACUAUCGUCUGCAUUGACCAUCAUCUCCACACUCCCAUGUGUUUCUUCCUAAGCAUGCUGGCUAGUUCAGAGAUGGUGUACACACUGGUUAUUGUGCCAUGAUUGCUUUGCAGCCUCAUUUUUCAUAACCAGCGUAUCUCCUUGGCAGGCUGCACAACCCAAAUGUUCUUUUUUGUUAUCUUGGCCAUUAAUAAUUGCUUCCUGCUUACUGCAAUGGGCUAUGACCGCUAUGUGGCUGUCUGCAGGCCCCUGAGGUACACUGUCAUCAUCAGCAAGGGCCUAUGUGCCCAGCUGGUAUGUGGGUCCUUUGGCAUUGGUCUGGCAGUUCUCCAUGUGACAGCCAUGUUCAGUUUGCCCUUCUGUGGCACAGUGGUGGACCACUUCUUUUGUGACAUUUACCCAGUCAUGAAACUUUCUUGCAUUGAUAUCACUAUCGAUGAGAUAAUAAAUUACGGUGUAAGUUAAUUUGUGAUUUUUGUGCCCAGAGGCCUGAUAUUUACCUCCUAUGUCCUCAUCAUCUCUUUCAUCCUUAAAAUUGCCUCAACUGAGGGCUGGAAGAAGACCUUUGCCACCUGUGCCUCCCACCUCACUGUGGUCAUUGUCCACCGUGGCUGUUCCUCCACUACCUACCUCAAGCCCAAGUCAGAAAACUCUACAGAACAAGACCUCCUUCUGUCAGUGACCUACACCAUCAUUGCUCCCCUGCUGAACCCUGUUGUUUACAGUCUGAGAAACAAGGAGGUCAAGGAUGCUCUAUGCAGAGUUGUGGGCAGAAAUAUUUCUUAACACAUUGGAUUAUUAAAUCAAGAGACCGUUAGCCCAGUGUAGUGUGUUUACUCACAAACAUGACACAAUACACAAGUUCAUCAAAUAUAAUAUUUGUUGAGAAUACUGUCAGAGAAGAGAAAUGCUUUUCUAUUUAGUGUUCUAGGGAUGACAGAAAGCAGGAUUUCUGCUCUGGUGAAUUUGGUUACCAGACACAAGACUCACUCCAAGCUGGAUUAAGACUACUUGUCUCUGUGCUUGAAUAUUUCAGCUUUGAAAGCUUUUUGGCUCCCAUUUUACCUGAACUCUCUGAGAGUCAAAUCUUUGAGCUUGUCCGGUUAGGGGAUGUGGAGUAGAGGCAGUGGGAACAUAGGUGGCAGGGGUGUUAGGAAAAUAAGUUGCAGAGACACCAACCUUUAUUUCUCUCUGCUUACAUAAAAAAUAAAGCUUUCAUUCUCAGGAGUCAAAUAAUAUUCCAUGUGACAGUCAUUUUGUAAUUAUAUCUUAAUCUUGCUGAUUGAAAAAUGAACAGCUUUGAAAAAAAGUCUCUUCUUUUAUUAUCCAGCUGUAUUCGCUCCUCAAAUAGUGUUCAUUUCUAUGUGCAUUCCUUCCUUCUGUGCAAUCAAGGCAGAAACCUCUGCUGUUCCCUAGGGGAUAAGCAGAAAGGACACAUACUGGUGGCUUUUCUCUGAAGCUACAUUUUUA
This is a messenger RNA of Macaca mulatta (Rhesus monkey), 1613 nucleotides long. Lineage: Eukaryota; Metazoa; Chordata; Mammalia; Primates; Cercopithecidae. The record is from RefSeq and is a predicted model, not a curated record.